This is a messenger RNA of Drosophila bipectinata, 468 nucleotides long. It is a transcript of the gene Cby, whose product is annotated as beta catenin antagonist chibby. Lineage: Eukaryota; Metazoa; Arthropoda; Insecta; Diptera; Drosophilidae. The record is from RefSeq and is a predicted model, not a curated record.
CUGGUCCGUACGGGUUGGAAUAUAUAUUACUGUGCCGGUUCUAUGCCACUGGCGGGCUUGCUCUGUCCGCUGUCAAUCUGUGACCCACCCUUCAAGCAGUCACUUGCCAUGCCGCUUUUCAACAAGAAGUUCGAGUCCAAGCCGAUUCCAGUUCGCCAGGGCCGGUGCAACAUUGGACAUCCGGUGGUCACCGAGGAUAUCGACGACUUCCGCCAGAUAUCCCUGACGCUGGGCAACAAGGAGCUGCGCUUCGCGGACGGCAUUUGGAUGCACUCCGCCCGGAAGGGUGAUGUCGAGGACAUGGUGAGGCUCAACAAGAAGUUCCGAGCCCUCGAGGAGGAGAACAACAUGUGCAACCUGAAAAUAGAGGUGAUGCUGGAUUUGUUGGCCGAGCAUGCCACGGAACUCAAUGAACUAAAGCCCAAGGAGAAGUGAAUGAAACCUUAAAAUAAAUUUUAAAAAUUAAAA